ACUAAGAUGCACUUUUUUAUUUAACGCUAUUCAUUCUCUUAUCUCUACAAUCACCAAACAACCCAUUCUCUCUUUAAAUUCUCCUUUUAACUUCCAUUGUUCUUAAUCUUCCAAUUAGCUUCUACCAAAACUACCUGCAAAACACAAAUUCUCCUCAUCAAUGGCCGCUGCUUUUUCUUCGUCUCUGUGGCAAACUCAAUCAAAUAUCUCAAUUCUUCUUCCUCCUUCAAAUUCUCUUGCCGUUAAAUUCGGCUGCAGUUACCCUAACUUCCGUCCCAGGAAACUCUGUAAUGUUUCGGUGAAUUGUUGCUUGAAUUUUCCGUUAGAGCCUCAAUCAUCGGUAGGAAAAUCGCUGAACAGUAUUCUGCAGAAUCAACGGACGUGUUUCUACGACGCCGUUUCAAUGGAGUUGAAUCAAGUUGUAGAAGAUCGUGAGGCCGCUUUUGCUCGUUUUAAUCUCAGUUUGGGCUCUGAUGAAGCUUCCCUUCAUAGGAGGAUUGCGAAACUGAAAGAAGCAGAGUCCCAACUUGCCGUUGAAGAUGCAUUGUACAUGAUUAUCCUGUACAACUUCUCUAAUAUUAGAGUACCUCUUGUUCCUACUCUCUCAAAAUGCCUCUACAAAGGCAGACUAGAGAUUCUACCCUCGAAAGACUAUGAGCUAGAAUCUAUUCAUAGCUCGGAGGUCUUGGAGAUGGUUAAGGAACAUCUUGGUACUGCCGUUGGGUGGAAAGCAGGUUCCAGUGUUUCUGUCAACUGGUCCCCGACAAAUAUUCGAAGACAUCAUCUUAGCCAAGUUUAUGCUGCGUCAAUCUUAUACGGCUAUUUCUUGAAAUCUGCUUCUCGGAGACUUUGUUUAGAGCACAAUGUACCAUCAACAACCUUCCAGAAUUUUCCUUUUGGCAGUUGGACUUCACUUAUUGAACGCGCAUCCUGUGGCUUCGAGAAUGUCACUCUUGGUCCCACAACCAGCUCGAGAUCCACAGCAAUGAGCCAAGUUACAAAAAAACCGAGGAAUAAAGAGGCGAAUUUAAAAUGCUACGUGAUGGGUUUUGACGUGCAGACUAUGGAGCAAUGUGCAAAGCUAAGAUCAAAAGAGGCUGUUGAGCUCAUUGACAAGCAUUGUUCAGCACUUUUCGGAGACGACAAUGUUGAAAGCAAUGAUUUGAUCUUAACUUCUUUGUCAAGCUUAAAAAGAUUGGUUUUGGAGGCUGUUGCUUUUGGGUGCUUCUUAUGGGAGGCUGAAGAGUAUGUCAGCCGUAUAUAUGAACUCAAGAAUUGAUUCCGAAGCAAAUGUUUUGUAAAUACGGAAGCUCUUCGACUUUUAGUUCUAAGCUCAAUAUUAUGAAUAGGCAUACAACAGCACGAUGCUGCUACGUUUUUCCUGUCUGCUUCAGAGAUGUAUAUAUUAUGACAUUAUUAUCAUAUUUAUAGUUGAGUUUAUUCUCAGUCAUUUUAUUGAGAA
Molecule: messenger RNA, 1462 nt
Organism: Amaranthus tricolor (Joseph's coat)
Lineage: Eukaryota; Viridiplantae; Streptophyta; Magnoliopsida; Caryophyllales; Amaranthaceae
Product: UV-B-induced protein At3g17800, chloroplastic-like
Exons: 2
Coding region: 161-1279 (372 amino acids)
Source: RefSeq, a predicted model, not a curated record